ACAACGGGACUCGACGCGCAGUGACCGUACGUUACCGGUUGUGAUAAGAUGAUGAACCCGGCCCGGUUUAGGAAUUCUGGAAUGAUCCCCUGCAACCUGCUGUGCGGGGGAGGCGUGCUCUCCACCAAGGACACCCCGCUAGUCACGCUGGAUAAGGACGACUGGCAGAACCGGAGGCCGCUGGGCUACAACGAGGAGGGCUCCCUGCCCAAUUCCCAGAGCGAGCUGGACGAGGAUAUGGACAUAGAGUCAGACUCCCAUGGAUCCGCCUCACCCCCUCCUAGCCCCACCGACGAAGGCCCGCUGGACAGCCUGCACAUUGAGACCCAGAAGAUCCUCUAUAACCUCUUCCGGGAACAGGCCGGUGGCAUCAAAGAGGCCGGGGGCAACCAGAAGGCCCUGAGCACCCUCCGGAGGGUGGGGGCAGAGAACAAGGAUUUUAAUAAGCAAAAUACUCCUCUUUUUUCUUCAGGAAUGUUGCAGAGGUUGUCUAUACAAACUGAAGAUGACAUUCAGAAAAUCUCAGAAGUACCCUCUAUGGUCUUCAGCGAUGGGGUUACGAACUGGGGUCGGAUUGUAACUUUGAUAAGCUUUGGUGCUUUCGUGGCCAAACAUUUGAAGAGUAUAAAGUUGGAGAACUGCAUUCGGCAGCUGGCAGACAACUUCACAGAUUAUCUCAUGACCCAAAAGAGAGAAUGGAUUGUACAACACAAUGGAUGGGAUGGCUGUGUGGAAUUCUUCCAUGUUGAGGACUAUGAAAGUGGACUGAGGACUGUUUUGAUGGCCUUUGCAGGAGUAGCAGGUCUUGGAGCAAGCCUGGCAUACAUGAUCCGGUGAACUUGCGUCUUAAGUGUUUGUUUUUAACCGAUCAUGAU
Molecule: messenger RNA, 875 nt
Organism: Nanorana parkeri
Lineage: Eukaryota; Metazoa; Chordata; Amphibia; Anura; Dicroglossidae
Gene: MCL1
Product: BCL2 family apoptosis regulator
Exons: 3
Coding region: 49-837 (262 amino acids)
Biological process (GO): release of cytochrome c from mitochondria; positive regulation of apoptotic process; extrinsic apoptotic signaling pathway in absence of ligand
Cellular component (GO): mitochondrial outer membrane
Molecular function (GO): protein heterodimerization activity; channel activity; protein homodimerization activity
Source: RefSeq, a predicted model, not a curated record